This is a messenger RNA of Mesorhabditis belari, 3561 nucleotides long. Lineage: Eukaryota; Metazoa; Nematoda; Chromadorea; Rhabditida; Rhabditidae. The record is from the annotation of a GenBank genome assembly.
AUGUCCAGCUUCAACAUUUUUCGGCAUUUACACGAACGAGAGAAUGGAGUUCGUAAAGAGCCUCGUACAAUCGAUUUGGAAGACGGAGAAACAGAUUCCGAUCCCACCGAUGAGCCGGUAGUUAUCGCUUGCAAACUAGCGCAAAAAAGAAAAUCUUCGUCACUAGAAUCGCUUGACGAGCCUGAAACUAUGAUAAAAACUACGAAAACAAAUGUUCAAAGUACUUCCCCAACGGAGAUAAAAGUCGAUCCGGACGUUAUAACGCUUUCGGAUGACGAGGAUACGCCAAAUCUCUGGUCAAUCGAUCGCUCAAGAAACGAGACUUCGGAGAAAGAUGUGCUUUAUGUUUUACCGCCUCGUGAGAAGAAGCAAUGUCGAAAAAAUACAAAAACUCCAAAUGAAACGACGAAAUUUGUGGCCGUCUUAACAGGGACGUCUACAUCUUGUGGGGCUGGAACUAUGCUAAAUGUUAAGGACAAGACUCUUAUUUCAACGGAUGAUUACGUAUCUGACGAAUGCGCUAAAUACUUUGAAGACCUAAUAGUGCCGGGUUGCUCAAAAAAGACUCCGGGCGGCAAAAAUCAUGCUACGAAGGGUGAUUACGUAGCAGAUGGGUACGCUAAACAUUUUGAGGAUAAGAAGCCAUCUUUAGUUGUUGAAGUUUCAUCACCCCAUUUGCUCGUUUCACCAAAUCAUGAGAAAAUUUAUAAGCAUGCCGACGUUGACAAUUUAACUUUUGCUACCCGCAAAUACCAUAAAGAAGACGCGCGACGUUUCGAGUUUGCCAAGCCACCUCCACCCAGUGAUGACUUUUCAAGGAUUCGUCUGUGCUCAUACAACGUUCUUUGUCAGUCGACUGCCGAAUCUACGAUGUAUCUAUAUCCACAUAUGAAAUCUGCGAAGCACCAAUGGAAAAUGGGGUGGGCGAAUCGCUCAAAACACUUGAAAACCGAACUCGGGAAACUAAAUGCUGACGUUUUUGGCUUGCAAGAGGUCGAGGCUGACAAAAUCGAGACGUUUUAUGAACCGGUUUUCAAAAACCUUGGAUACACAAUUUUCUACAAGAAGAAAACCGGAGAAUUUGUGGAUGGUUGUCUUUUGGCUUUUCGCACGUCUCGAUUCGCGAUCAAGAAAUACGAGGAAGUUGAAUAUUUUCUCGGCGAAAUGAUGGAUCGUCAUCAAAUUGGGCAAAUUUGCAUUGUGACGGAUACUCAAAGCGGCCAAGAUCUUUGCUUUGCGAACACGCAUUUGCUUUUUAAUGAGAAGCGUGGUGAUAUCAAACUUGGACAAUUGGCGAUUCUCUUUGCGGGCAUUCAUAAGUUGAUGAAUGAUUAUGGAAAAGACGUUCCCGUUUUUAUUACGGGGGAUUUUAAUAUUCAGCCGUUGUCUCCGAUUUAUCGAUUUAUCACAAGAGCAAGAGUUCAUGUUGCCAACCUAUCGCGUCAUGAACUUUCGGGACAGAUCAAAUGUGGCUCCUCACCGGCUAUUGCAAAGACUACGAUUUUGCCAGUGUCAUGUGGUGUGACGAGACACUCAACUUAUGCUUCGAAAAAUAGUCUACCUGAUGGCGAGUGGGAACAUCCGUUUAUGCUCGCAUCCGCGUACGAUCACUUAGCUCCCGAUGGAGAAGAAGCCGUUUCUACUUAUCAUACGGGCUCGGGCAACCCCGACUUCAUUUUUUAUUCGGUUGACAACGUGCAAUCUAUCAACGACGAGAAAGUGGAAGUUAAAGAAAUGGAAAAAAUUCAGCUGGUUACACGACUUACUCUACCAUCGAAAAAUUUCUUGCAAAGGACAUUGGGCUGUUGGCCAAAUCUCUACGUCCCAUCGGACCACAUUCCCUUGCUGGCCGAAUUUGCUAUCAAAAAAGUAACCGAUACGUCGAGCCAAUCAAAUUCGCAAGAUGUUUUAACGACUUGGGAUGAUAAAAAGCAGAGGAUCUAUCUUAGAAUAUGUGACUAUGAAACAAAAGAAUUCUCGGGCUUAACAACAUAUCAUGGAUUGGUUCGAAUCUACAACUCGAACACAUGGCCAUCGCGGAUUUUUUGGUGUGUCGUCGUCUUGUCGUGUCUUUUUCUCUUCAUGAUACACAGUGGUUUCCUUUUACUCAACUAUCAUUCAAAGCCGACUCUAUUUCAAGUGAAUGUGAUCGUUCCCGAAGAGGGUUUACUUUUUCCCGACAUUACGAUAUGCAACAAUAAACCGGUGUUCGCUGAGAAGUUAAAAGCCUGGAAAAUGCCAUCCGAUGUGCUUCAGUACGUGCUUAAAGCCUACUCAAAAGAUAUGGAAAGUGAUUUAAAAAUUUUGACAAGCGAACAAGCCGAGUUUGUGAAAUACACAAAUGACUAUCGAAAUGCCACCAAAAAGGUCUUCUCAUUUAUGGAGUUUUUCUCGAGUGUUGGAGCCGAUUGUCACUCGAUGGUCGAGUGGUGCGCGUUUGGCGGAGUGCCGUUGGACGAAUGCUGUCAACAGACGCAACCAAUACUGACAGACUCUGGGCUUUGCGUACGCUUUCCGAACUCGAAAUUUCAACACCGUCAAUGGUUCUCCGGGUGGGCCCACGGGUGGCAAAUUAUGCUGAAAAUCGACGCAAAUGAGGAAAAUGAGAGCAACUUCUUGCCGGACGAGUUCGCUGAUGAGGGAGUACGGGUGGCUGUUCAUGAGGCAAAUGAGUUCCCAUCGAUGAGGGCUCAUUCGGUUUCUGUACCGCCGGGCACCACUCUCUACACGGGAAUCGAUGUGAGAAAUGUGACUCUAUUGGCUCGUCACGAUUGGGGACUCUGUCAACCGGAUUGGGAUCCAGCCAUUCAUGGAGAUCUCGUUAUACCUUUUGGGUACUCUUCUCGACAUUGUGAGGCGAAUUGUCUGAUGAAGAGAAAAUUCUCGCGAAUCCUCGUCAAUGUCUAUAUGAGAGAGAUCUCCUACGAACGUCAUGAGCAACAGAAACAAAUGCAAACAGCCGAUUUGUUGAGUAACAUCGCCGGUUCAAUGGGUCUUUUUUUGGGCAUGUCAACGGUGACUUUAUUAGAGAUUUUUAUUUAUCUCUUUAAAUCCGUUUGGGGAACGAUUAAUAGCGAUCGACAAAAGCAAUUUGUUGAAGCAAUGAUUAUGGAAGAGAAUGAACUGCAAAGCGAGCAACAAGUGAUCGUUGUUGAAGAGGAGCAGAAUGAGCCACUAAUGUCAUCUGAUCAAAUGCCAUUAUUGCACGAGAGAAAAGCGUCAAGACGGAUCUCAAUUGUGCCCAUUUCUGCCUACAAUACUGGCUCGAUUGGUCAAAGAAAAGCGAGCUUAAUGCCUGAGUAUCUGGCUGAGGAUCGACCGCCAAAGAGAUCAAUCUCUGCGUGCGCUCCACUACUUGGAUCAAGACGGGUCUCCCUUGCGAGCAAUCAUGAUCGACGAAGGGCCAGUCAUCAGGAUUCAGUCGUUACAACAAUCGGAAUUCCGAGCUCAUCGACCGCGUGGAGUUCAUUUUCGGCUGAGGAACCGAAUCGUAUCAACGUUUUCCACACCCGUCGCCACUCGGCCGUUCCAAACAAAAAACGCGGGAGUUUUCUUGAUUUU